Messenger RNA from Perca fluviatilis (European perch), 971 nucleotides. Its product is annotated as receptor-transporting protein 3-like. Lineage: Eukaryota; Metazoa; Chordata; Actinopteri; Perciformes; Percidae. The transcript is spliced from 2 exons. Bases 220 to 792 code for a protein of 190 amino acids. Gene Ontology annotation, biological process: protein targeting to membrane; protein insertion into membrane. Gene Ontology annotation, molecular function: olfactory receptor binding. The record is from RefSeq and is a predicted model, not a curated record.
GUGGGUCAGAAUCUAACCCGGCCCGCUGCAGCAAGGACUGAGCCUAUGUACAUGGGCGCAUGCUCAACCCGGUUGAGCUACCAAGGUGCCCCCAAACACAAACAAGCAAGUUACAUUUUCAUUGCAUAAGCUUUCCCUCUCUUUAUUUCUGUGUAUAAACAAAACUUAAGGAAACAAGGUUUACACUUUUAAGUUUCAUUUUCCCCAGAAUCUAUAGUCAUGAUGAGUCAUUUUACAAGCUGUUUGUAUACUGUGCAGAUCAGCUGUUGUCUCAUCUCUUCCUCAGCCACCAGCAACACUGACACUGACAGGAUGGCACAGCCAGAGUGGACAUGUAUCUUCCAGAUGAAAACAAAAGAUCUUAAACAAGGAGACACCUGGCGUCUGGAGUUUGAUGAAAUUAUUGUACCUGACUGCCCAAACCCAGGCUGGGAGCAGUACAUCAGGAACACAUGUGCAAGGUUCAAAUGCACCAAGUGUGGAAGAGGCUGGCCUUCCAACCGGGUGAUGGUGGUCUUUCACAUGCGCCUGACAUCCGGGCAUGGCGUUGUCAAGGUGAGGCCCUUCUGUCAGAAUUGCAAGCAGUGCAGCGAUGCUCCAAUGGAGAAGCCCAAAAUCACCUCAGAGAACAUCGACAUCCUCCUGGAGAAUCUGGUGGAGAAGAUAAGAAUCAAAUGCUACCAUGAAGACCUGGGCAAAGGACACAGGCCUUUUAUUAGCCUGGAUGUCAAAAGUCCCCAUGAGCCUGCUCAUUGUGAGGCCUGCAUAGCAGGCAUCUGUACAAGGAAUUGAGCUUGUGUGGCUUUUAAGACAGCCUUGUUAAUAACUUAAAAGAAUAAUUAUUAUUUGUUAGCUCAUAUUAACAAAGCAUUAUAAGACUUCCUCCUGUUAUUCUGUUUCAUUGCAUUGUGCCCUUUAUAUAUAUAUACAGUGCCUUGCGAAAGUAUUCGGCCCCCUUGAACGUUUCGACC